This is a messenger RNA of Odobenus rosmarus divergens (Pacific walrus), 1566 nucleotides long. It is a transcript of the gene WDR5, whose product is annotated as WD repeat domain 5. Gene Ontology annotation, cellular component: Set1C/COMPASS complex. Lineage: Eukaryota; Metazoa; Chordata; Mammalia; Carnivora; Odobenidae. The record is from RefSeq and is a predicted model, not a curated record. Gene Ontology annotation, molecular function: histone binding. The transcript has 14 exons. The coding region runs from base 193 to 1197 and encodes 334 amino acids.
GUUUAUCAAGCCCUUCAGACACACUGGCAGGUGUUGUGCCAGACGCUGCCUCUGAGGUUGGCCCGGUCCCCUAGAAGGCUGAUAGUCCCCCCUGUAGGUUUCAAUUAGCAGACAGUUCUUUGCACUGGGAGUCUUCGAGUGGAGCUGUGAACUCCUCUGCCCGUGUCCCCCUGCCUGGUGGGCUGUAGAGCCAUGGCAACGGAGGAGAAGAAGCCAGAGACAGAGGCCGCCAGAGCACAGCCCACCCCUUCCUCCUCGGCCGCACAGAGCAAGCCUACCCCUGUCAAACCAAACUAUGCUCUAAAAUUCACCCUGGCUGGCCACACGAAAGCCGUGUCCUCUGUGAAAUUCAGCCCGAACGGGGAGUGGCUGGCAAGUUCAUCUGCUGAUAAACUCAUUAAAAUUUGGGGAGCGUAUGACGGAAAAUUCGAGAAAACCAUAUCUGGUCACAAGCUGGGGAUAUCAGAUGUGGCCUGGUCGUCAGAUUCCAACCUCCUCGUUUCCGCCUCAGAUGAUAAAACCCUAAAGAUCUGGGACGUGAGCUCGGGAAAGUGUCUGAAAACCCUGAAGGGGCACAGUAACUACGUCUUUUGCUGUAACUUCAACCCCCAGUCCAACCUCAUCGUCUCGGGCUCUUUUGAUGAAAGUGUGAGGAUAUGGGAUGUGAAAACAGGGAAGUGUCUCAAGACUCUGCCUGCACACUCGGACCCGGUCUCAGCUGUUCAUUUUAAUCGGGACGGAUCCUUGAUAGUGUCCAGUAGCUACGACGGUCUCUGUCGGAUCUGGGACACCGCCUCUGGCCAGUGCUUGAAGACGCUGAUUGAUGACGACAAUCCUCCUGUGUCGUUUGUGAAGUUCUCUCCAAAUGGCAAGUACAUCCUGGCUGCGACCUUGGACAACACGCUGAAGCUCUGGGACUACAGCAAAGGGAAGUGCCUGAAGACAUACACCGGCCACAAGAAUGAGAAAUACUGCAUUUUUGCCAAUUUCUCAGUCACUGGCGGGAAGUGGAUCGUGUCUGGUUCCGAGGACAACCUGGUGUACAUCUGGAAUCUGCAGACCAAGGAGAUCGUACAGAAAUUACAGGGCCACACAGACGUUGUGAUCUCGACAGCCUGCCACCCGACAGAGAACAUCAUCGCCUCGGCCGCGCUGGAGAAUGACAAGACCAUCAAGCUCUGGAAGAGUGACUGCUAGGCGCUGUGGGCGCCGCGGGGGGGAUGGUCAGGAAGGUGCCCCGGCGGCGGGAGCGCGGAGUCUGGAAAGGCGCCCCUCGGUCUGGGCCUGGGGGUCGGGACGGGCCUGGAUUAAGCCGCCUCUGAGGACGAUGUGGUGGAGGGGGUGUCUGCCACCAGAAAGUUCUAGAAGUUGCUGGUGACAUUUCUUGCUGAUCCCUCUCACACUGUCUGGGGAAAUUUCUAGUCUGUAUUGUGUUCAAGCAGAGUCACAAAAAUUUUUAAUUUUUUAUUACAGAAGGGUGAAGUUCAAUUUAUCAUGAGUUGUGUUUUUUUCCAGUAAAUGUUCUGUACCUUCUUUGGUAUCUAAGCACCCAGUGCAAGCGCUGUG